AUGUCUACAACGAGGGAAGGAACGAAGAAACCAAAGACAACAAUAGAGUCUAGAGUUAUUUCAUGGGAGGAGAGAAAAAGCCUUGCAGACAAGGAGGCUGAGGUCCUGGAAAAACAAAUAGAGGAUCUGAAAACAUGGACCAACAUGAUAGAUGCCAUGAAUGAGGAGCAGUUGAAGGAAUACUUAAAGAACAGACCAGAUGAGUUGAAGACAGUGAAGAUCCACAAGAGCAACUCUAAGCAAAGAAUCCAAAGGGAAAAGCCUAAGUGCUCAACCUCUAAUGGCAUUAUGGCUUCGGUUUGGAAGUUCCACAAGGAAGAGGAACAUGAGAAGCAAAAACAAUUGUUAGAAUUUUAG
Molecule: messenger RNA, 357 nt
Organism: Prunus armeniaca (apricot)
Lineage: Eukaryota; Viridiplantae; Streptophyta; Magnoliopsida; Rosales; Rosaceae
Source: the annotation of a GenBank genome assembly